This is a messenger RNA of Brachypodium distachyon (stiff brome), 843 nucleotides long. Its product is annotated as NAC transcription factor NAM-B1. The record is from RefSeq and is a predicted model, not a curated record. Lineage: Eukaryota; Viridiplantae; Streptophyta; Magnoliopsida; Poales; Poaceae. Gene Ontology annotation, biological process: regulation of DNA-templated transcription. Bases 1 to 843 code for a protein of 280 amino acids. Gene Ontology annotation, molecular function: DNA binding. The transcript is spliced from 2 exons.
AUGGAGGCGGCCCGGCUCGGCUUCAACCAGCCAGGCCUGUCCCCGGAGUUCAAGUUCGACCCGACGGACGACGACCUGGUGGCGCACUACCUCCUCCCGCGGGCCCUGGGCCUGCCGGGCCCCCACGAGCACGCCGUCAUCGAGGCCGACCCCGGCGGGCUCCCGCCAUGGGAGGUCCUCGAGGCCCACGGCAUCGACAUGUUCUCGGGCGCCGACAACCAGGCCUUCUUCUUCGGCCCCGUCCCCGACGCGGGCCGCAUGGUGCGCAGGGUGAAGGGCGGCGGGUACUGGCAGGGGCAGGGCAGCCAGGGCGACGACGGCGUCGUCGUCUUCCUCCGCGGCGACGGCAGCGAGGUGGACGUGAGGUUCAAGAUGUAUAACCUGACCUUCUAUGAGAGCAAGGAGGCGGAGAAGAGCUCCGGGUUCGUGAUGCACGAGUUCGUGAUUGUUGAUCCGCCGCUCCCUGGGACGGUGCUCACGCGGAUCAGGUUCGAUAAGGCCAAGGAGAGACGGGCGGCGAAGCUCGCCAAGGAAUCCGUCCGUGCCGGUAAGCAGCCAGUAGCUGACGGCGGCGGCGAUGCUCUCUUCAAUGGCGGCGUCUACUAUGGGGCUCCGCUUGGUGUCGUCUUCCCUGGCUCCGGCGACUUCUCUGGCGGCGGGUGCUACUUCCCGGAUCUCGACACGCAGCUGGACCAGAGCACGAGCUACAGCCAGGCUGAGUGCGACGAGUACUACCAGUACCAGCAGCAGCAGUACCAGCAGUUUAUCCGGUUCCAGAUGGAGCAGCAGUGCUGGCAGGCCGGAGAUCCCAGACUUUGGGCGUCCAGUUUGGUUAAGACAUAG